UGAUAAGAACUGAGUGAAGCACAGUGGCAUUUUCAUUUUCAAAUUGCACAAAUUCGUUAUUAUCAAUGGAAGAAGAAGGAGAAAAACAACACCAAAAGCUUCUUCAAUCUUCUUCCUACCCUUACUACUGGGGCUACACACCAGAAUCUGAAUAUUACAAACAAAACCAAAUCAAAUCUACAAAAUCAACCUUCACAACACCAAGAAACCUAACCCUCUUCACAAGAUCAUGGCUUCCAAACCCCACCACCCCACCACGUGCUCUCAUCUUCAUGAUCCAUGGCUAUGGCAAUGACAUCUCAUGGACCUUCCAAUCCACUCCAAUCUUCCUUGCUCAAAUGGGUUUCGCUUGUUUCUCUCUUGAUCUUCAAGGACAUGGUCAUUCUCAAGGUUUAAAAGCUUUUGUUCCUAGCGUUGACCUUGUUGUACAAGAUUGUCUCUCUUUCUUCAAUUCUGUUAAAAAAGAUUCAAACUUUUUUGGGUUGCCUUGUUUUUUAUAUGGUGAAUCAAUGGGUGGUGCUAUUAGUCUUUUGAUUCAUUUUGCUGAUCCAAAAGGGUUUCAAGGUGCUAUUUUGGUAGCACCCAUGUGUAAAAUCUCUGAUAAGGUUAGACCCAAAUGGCCAAUUCCUCAGAUUUUAACUUUUUUAGCUAAAUUCUUUCCAACUUUGCCUAUUGUUCCUACACCUGAUCUUUUGUAUAAGUCUGUGAAAGUUGAUCAUAAGAAGGUUAUUGCUCAAAUGAAUCCUUUGAGAUAUAGAGGGAAACCUAGGUUAGGGACUGUGGUGGAGCUUUUGAGGGUUACUGAUAUUUUGAGUAGGAAGCUUUGUGAUGUUGAACUACCUUUUAUUGUGUUGCAUGGUAGUGCUGAUGUUGUUACUGAUCCUGAGGUUAGUAGAGAAUUGUAUGAAGAAGCUAGGAGUGAUGAUAAGACUAUUAAGGUGUUUGAUGGGAUGAUGCAUUCUUUACUUUUUGGUGAAACUGAUGAGAAUGUUGAAAUUGUUAGGAAUGAUAUUUUGCAGUGGUUGAAUGCUAGAUGCAAGUGAAGAAUGAUUGGUGUGAUUGUAGAUUAACAUGGCUGUCUUGUUAUUUGUAGAUUGAUGCAUUUGAUGAAAUUCCUCAAUAAGGAUUAAUUUAUGGUCUGUAUAGUAUACACAGUUGUUUUUUUUUUUUUUAUCAAAGAUAUUAUUCUUGGAAAGACAUGAUAUGUUGUUUUGUACCAGAUUGGUGUGAAUAUUUAAGUUUAUGGAUUGGGACAAAAAGGGUA
This is a messenger RNA of Medicago truncatula (barrel medic), 1264 nucleotides long. RefSeq names its product caffeoylshikimate esterase. Bases 66 to 1043 code for a protein of 325 amino acids. The transcript has a single exon. The record is from RefSeq and is a predicted model, not a curated record. Lineage: Eukaryota; Viridiplantae; Streptophyta; Magnoliopsida; Fabales; Fabaceae.